This is a messenger RNA of Planococcus citri (citrus mealybug), 3269 nucleotides long. Its product is annotated as sphingomyelin phosphodiesterase. The transcript is spliced from 15 exons. The coding region runs from base 542 to 2881 and encodes 779 amino acids. Gene Ontology annotation, cellular component: lysosome. The record is from RefSeq and is a predicted model, not a curated record. NCBI's taxonomy places the organism in Eukaryota, Metazoa, Arthropoda, Insecta, Hemiptera, Pseudococcidae. Gene Ontology annotation, molecular function: acid sphingomyelin phosphodiesterase activity. Gene Ontology annotation, biological process: ceramide biosynthetic process; sphingomyelin catabolic process.
CGUAAAUUUAUCGAAAAAGCUAAGUAACCGCUAAUUACAUCGUGUUCGUGACCGAGAACGUUGUUUAUUCGAGGUUUCGAGGUAUGUACCUUCAAAGGACGCGCAGGACGUUAGCUGGUAUUAAUAUUUCAUUUCAAAAGUCUGUAAACGACGAACUUUACUAACCUUGUAUGGUGCUGCUUGAACGAUGAAAGUUGGAGUAAUCGUUAAAAUCAAGGAAUUACCAGACAUUCGCGAAUUCGGGAUCGGAAUUUUCAUAUCGUGUGCGUUGCUGUGCAACUGAGUGAUUAACGUGCGCGAUUAUAUGUACGCGAAAUGUGCAUAUAAGACAGAGUUAGACACAGACAGAAUGAAGCUUCGUUAUAGAUUAUGCACCAAUAUUGGCACCUUCGAAUGUAUUCGUAAAACCAAGAAAAAGAUGUAAUAUACGUGUACGCUGGUGGAACAUGUAUAGAAUUUGAUACAGCUGGGAUUCGUUCAUCCAUUACUCGGUAAAAAUUGCAGAGGAAAUCCUCUAGCAGCUGAAGCGUCACAUUAUAUUAUGCGCUGGACGUUCAUACCAUGCGCUGUUAUUGUGCGAGUUCUGCUUCUUGCAGUUCUAUUCCUUAUUUCGGUGACAGGAAAUCCGCUAAAAUGGCGCAAUGUAGAAUUAAACACGACGACCCGUGCAGAUGACCCGGUUUGGCAAGAAUUAGUCAUUUGGAGUAACGAAACCUUAAACGAUCAACCUCUACUUAGUAAUGGAAUCCGAAACCAUACCGUCUCUCCUGUGCUCAGCGCUGAACAAUUGGAAAAUCAAACCAUCGAACAGUUUAAAUUGCUUAAGGUGAAUUAUUCGCAACUAGUUCGCGAAAUCGACGAAGAACUCAAAGAUGACCUGGGAAGCGGACGACACCUACCACGAAUUGUGGACAAAACUCUACGUUUAUUGAAUCUCAAGCAAGUCAUAUCAGAAGUAGAAACCAGUGUUAUGUCCAAAGUAUCAUGUACUGCUUGCAGAGCUGGAGUUGGAUUACUAUUGCAUUACAUAAGAACGGGCAAAACUACAGAUGAUAUAAUCAAGUUGUCGUUUCAAUUUUGUGUCAGUUUAAAUAUUCAAACUCAUCGAGUUUGCGAUGGAAUAACACAGCUUUUUGGCGGGGAAGUUGUUUACGUUUUGAAAAGAAUCACCAUCGGUCCGGAAGAAAUUUGUAGUUUUAUAAUCGGCGACGCCUGCGGUGACAUUUAUAAUCCGACACACGAAUGGAAUGUGGUUUUCCCUCCUGUACCUAAACCAACGGUUGUUACGCCGCAACCUCCUAAAGAGAUAGGAUCUGGAUCUUUCAAAGUAUUACAAUUAUCUGAUACUCAUUUCGAUCCUUAUUACGAAGAAGGAACGAAUGCAGAGUGUAACGAACCUUUGUGUUGUCGACUUACCAACGGACCGGCGAAAAAUGUCGCCGAUAGAGCUGGUCGUUGGGGAGAUUACCGAAGAUGCGAUACACCCAAGAGAACCAUCGAUCAUAUGUUCCAGCAUAUAUCAUCUACUCAUCCGGAUAUUGAUUACAUCUUAUGGACCGGUGAUUUACCUCCACACGAUAUUUGGAAUCAAACCCAAGAAGAAAAUUUAAGCAUACUGAAGCAAACCGUAUCCCAAAUGAGUACUCUAUUCCCUGGUGUUCCUAUUUUCCCAGCUUUAGGUAAUCACGAAUCGGCUCCUGUAAAUAGUUUUCCACCGCCGUUUAUUCAAAAUGAUUACGCCAUUAAUUGGUUAUACGAUGAGCUAGAUAAGCAUUGGAGACAAUGGUUACCUUCGUCUGUAUCCAGAACGAUUCGCAGAGGUGCAUUUUAUAGCGUUUUAGUCCGACCUGGUUUUAGAAUUAUUUCGCUCAAUAUGAACUAUUGUAAUAAUAAGAAUUGGUGGCUUUUAAUGAAUAGUACAGAUCCGGCGAAGGAAUUACAAUGGUUUAUAUACGAAUUACAAAGCGCCGAAUUUAACGAAGAAAAAGUGCACGUUAUAGGGCACAUACCUCCUGGCCAUGCUGAUUGUCUGAAAGUUUGGAGUAGGAAUUAUUAUUCUAUUGUUACGAGAUACGAAUCGACCAUCACUGCUCAGUUCUUCGGUCAUACGCAUUUCGACGAAUUUCAGUUAUUCUACGAUCCAAAAGACCUAGGCCGAGCGGUCGGCGUAUCUUACAUUAGUCCUUCAGUUACCCCUUUCGUUAAUUUGAAUCCCGGUUAUCGAGUUUAUUACGUCGAUGGCGACAGAGAUCAUUCGACCAGAGCUGUGUUGGAUCAUGAAACGUGGGUGAUGAAUUUAAAAGAAGCCAAUCUGUACGGGUAUCCAAUCUGGUACAAGUUGUACUCGGCCAGAGACGCUUAUCAGAUGCCCAAUCUCACACCAACCGAUUGGGAUACUUUGGUGACCAAAUUGGCCGAAAAUGAUCAGUUAUUCGACCAAUAUUAUAAACAUUACUGGAAAAACUCUCCGGUCAAGCCAACCUGUGAUUUAGAAUGUAAAAAACGCAUGAUAUGCGAUUUACGUUCGGGUAGAUCGCACGAUCGUAAGACUUUCUGCCAAGAGAUAGAAAGUAGAAUAGACGCGAAUCAUCCAACCGGCUGGAAAGCGUGGCUUUACAAUGGAUUAGCAUUAUCUAAUUCCACCUCAACAGAUGAAUACAUGAUGAACGACGAAGAGAAUUUUACCGAUUUUACUUUCAUGUCGAGUGACGAGUACGAUGGUACUACUACUGAGUAUCCUGUUACCGAAAAUAUUCCAAAAUCUGAACCCAUUUCGGAAAGAACUCGAGAAAGUAACUCAGCAUGUUUAGGGAUACCGAGUUUUACCCUAGUUUCGUGUAGUACAAUUUUACUCAAAAUGUUUUCGUCGUAUUUGAACUGAAAAAAAAAGUAUGAAAACUUAUUCUAUGGCGAAAAAUAUCCUCAAUUCCUUCUUUCAGUCGAGGAUUUUCUCGUAUUCGAAUAAUUUGUUCCCUUUCUUGCGAGGAUUGUAUGUAAGCUCUCUUUUCUCCUGUGCCUUUUUACUCCCCCGUCCCCUUUUUGUUAGCGAAUCAACCUCGUUACAAGUAUCGCUGUGAUUGUAGAAUAAUUUUUAACUAAACGAAGUUCGCUUCGGCGUAUCGUAUAUUUUAUUUUUGUACAUACUUGACUCUUUUAAUCGCUAAAUUACGUAUUUAUUUUGUUACAAAUCUGAUUUUGUAUCAUUGUUACCAAUUUAGUACCUAUACCUAUUGCUACCUACCGAAUAAACGUAAACAUUAUUUAGCCGA